GCCCAUAUUUGUUCAGCUGUCAAGAUGUGAUCUAGACCGUUGAUUUGAUAAUGGACUAUAAAAAUGAAACGAUGAUCUUGAGGGCCCCUUCUUCCAUUUUUGUAGGGUUCGUGCAGAGGAUAAGAUUUUUUAGGGUUUUGUGUAAAUGGAAUCGAAUCAAGAAGGCAAAGCGAUACAAGAGAUUGACCAAGUAGCAACCAUGACCCAUCUGUCUGACCCGAAUCCGAAAACCAAACCGGGUAUGAUGAUGCUCAUGAAACAAGAAGACGGGUAUUUGCAGCCGGUAAUGACUAAACCGGCUCCGAAGAGACCGGCUAAAGACCGUCACACGAAAGUAGAAGGACGAGGUCGGAGGAUCCGAAUGCCUGCGGGUUGCGCUGCUCGGGUCUUUCAAUUGACCCGUGAACUUGGUCACAAAUCUGACGGAGAAACGAUUCGGUGGUUAUUGGAACGAGCUGAACCGGCGAUAAUUGAAGCAACCGGAACCGGGACUGUACCGGCUAUUGCUGUUUCGGUUAACGGAACUUUAAAAAUACCGACGAGCGCUCCAGUGGAGAAUAACGGCGGUGGUGACGGUGACGGUGACGGUGACCUAAUGAAGAAACGGAGGAAGAGAAACUGUACGAGUGAGUUCGUAGACGUUAAUGAACAUGACAGCUGUUACAGCUCCGUUACUUCUGGGUUAGCUCCGAUAACGGCGUCAAAUUACGGUGUUAAUAUCCUGAACGUCAAUACGCAUGGGUUGAUGCCGUUUUGGCCUAUGGGCAUGGGUACUGCGUAUGUUACUGGUGGGCCGAAUCAAAUGGGCCAAAUGUGGGCUAUUCCUACCGUUGCUACAGCUUCGUUUCUAAACGUUGGUGCUACGCCGGUGUCUAGUUACGACGUCUCAAACGCUUCAGCCGCUGAACCGGAGAUGGAAACGAGCGGUGGUGGUGGUGCGACGCAACCGCUGAGGGAUUUUUCUUUGGAGAUUUAUGAUAAGAAAGAGCUUCAGUUUUUGGGUGGCUCAGGGAACUCAUCUCCGUCUUCAUGUCACGAGACUUAGGAAUUUUAACUGUUGUUAGUUGUUGUUUUUUAUAGGUCAGUUUGAUCCCUGAUUAGGAAAAGAUGUGUAAAAGAUUUGGGAGAACCAUUUCAAUCUUAUGUUUCUGUCAAACAUUUUUAAUGAAUGAAACUGUCCUAUCCUUUU
This is a messenger RNA of Arabidopsis lyrata subsp. lyrata, 1189 nucleotides long. RefSeq names its product transcription factor TCP19. The record is from RefSeq and is a predicted model, not a curated record. The transcript is spliced from 2 exons. Bases 146 to 1045 code for a protein of 299 amino acids. Gene Ontology annotation, cellular component: nucleus. Gene Ontology annotation, molecular function: sequence-specific DNA binding; DNA-binding transcription factor activity. NCBI's taxonomy places the organism in Eukaryota, Viridiplantae, Streptophyta, Magnoliopsida, Brassicales, Brassicaceae.